Messenger RNA from Helianthus annuus (common sunflower), 2319 nucleotides. Its product is annotated as serine/threonine protein phosphatase 2A 59 kDa regulatory subunit B' gamma isoform. Gene Ontology annotation, cellular component: protein phosphatase type 2A complex. The transcript has 2 exons. Gene Ontology annotation, molecular function: protein phosphatase regulator activity. Gene Ontology annotation, biological process: signal transduction. Lineage: Eukaryota; Viridiplantae; Streptophyta; Magnoliopsida; Asterales; Asteraceae. The record is from RefSeq and is a predicted model, not a curated record. Bases 427 to 1992 code for a protein of 521 amino acids.
AAAAAUUGAAUAUAAUUUUCCAAAUUCUCAUGCCACAAAGAAAACCCUUUUCCCCUUGUUCUAGGGUUUCUUUUCUAAUCACUAUUUUCUAUAUCCAAAUUCAUCAUCUUCAUCUUCUUCUUCACCAACAAAAAUUAUCUAUCUUUAAUCAAAAUCACCUUCUAUAUUCAACUAACUAUCACCCAGAUUUCAUCUCAACCGUUCGAUUAUUCGAAGCUCAACAUCAUGCGAUUAAAGCCCAUGAAUUCAUAGGUACAAGAUUCUUUCAAUUAGGGUUUAAAUUUCACACCUUUUGUGAAUAAUAUUUCGUUAUUUUCAAGAUUUUAGAAAUGUGUGUGGAUUUGGGUAUCUGGGUGUUGAUAAAUUGAUUGCUUUGGAUGAAUUAGGGUUCAAGAUUUGGGGAAUUAGGGUUUUUGAUUUGUGGAUAUGAUUAAGCAGAUAUUGAAUAAGCUUCCUAGAAAGCAAUCUUCAAAAACCUCACAAAGUAAUGUGGGGAGGAAUGAUAUGGGUUCGAAUUCACCGAAUCCGAUGAAUUCAGGUGUUAAUAUUAACGGGUCUAAGGUCGAUUCAUCGGGUAAGAGUUCGAAUUUGGGUUCGAAUAAGUCGGUUAAUGGAAGUUACACCACAAGUGUUAAGUCAAGCCAGGGGAAGAAAUCGGGUCAACCCGGGUUGAAUCAGGUGGCUUACGAAGCGUUGCCUAGUUUUCGUGAUGUACCCGUGUCGGAAAAACACAAUCUUUUUAUAAAGAAGUUGAAUAUGUGUUGUGUAGUGUUUGAUUUUUGCGACCCGUCGAAGAAUUUGAAGGAAAAAGAUGUGAAAAGACAGACUUUACUUGAGCUUGUCGAUUACUUAGCGUCGGUUCCUUCGAAGUUUAACGAGGUUACAAUGCAAGAAAUCAUAAAAAUGAUAUCGUCGAAUAUUUUCAGAUCGUUACCUUCAUGUAUCCACGAUAACAAGCUUCCGGAUGUUUACGAUCCGGAGGAAGAUGAACCGAGUAUGGACCCCUCAUGGCCGCAUCUUCAAAUCGUGUACGAGUUUCUUCUACGGUUUGUUGCUGCGCCAGAAACCGACGCUAAGAUUGCAAAACGGUACAUCGAUCAUUCAUUUGUUUUAAAAUUGCUCGAUCUCUUCGAUUCGGAAGAUCAAAGGGAACGAGAGUAUUUGAAAACAAUUCUUCAUCGAAUUUACGGAAAAUUCAUGGUGCAUCGCCCGUUCAUCAGAAAGGCGAUCAAUAACAUCUUUUAUAAUUUCAUAUAUGAAACCGAGAAGCAUAACGGGAUCGCUGAGUUGCUUGAGAUAUUGGGCAGCAUAAUUAACGGUUUUGCGUUGCCUUUGAAAGAAGAGCAUAAGCUUUUUCUCAUGCGGGCUUUGGUUCCGCUUCAUAAGCCCAAAUGUUUGUCGAUGUAUCAUCAACAGUUAUCUUAUUGCAUCACGCAGUUUGUGGAAAAAGAUUUUAAGCUCGCUGACACCGUGAUUAGGGGUUUGUUGAAGUAUUGGCCUAUAACGAAUAGUGCGAAAGAGGUCAUGUUUCUUAGUGAGUUGGAGGAGGUUCUAGAAGCUACUCAGGCUGCGGAGUUUCAACGAUGCAUGGUGCCGUUGUUUCGUCAAAUUGGGCAUUGUCUUAAUAGUUCACAUUUUCAGGUAGCUGAACGGGCAUUAUUCUUAUGGAACAACGACCACAUAAGGAAUCUCAUAAUUCAAAACCGCAAGGUGAUCCUACCCAUAAUCUUUCCCGCGUUAGAGAAAAACACGCUCGGUCACUGGAAUCAAGCAGUUCAAAGCCUAACGCUAAACGUGAGGAAAGUAUUUGCCGACGCUGAUCAAUCAUUCUUUGACGAAUGCUUAACCAAAUACCAAGAAGAUGAGCUGAAAGAAAAGGAGAAUCACAAGAAACGUGAAUCGCUUUGGACUCGUUUGGAAAACGUAGCGGCUUCUAAAAGCAACGAACCUGAAAUGGUCUCGAAGUUUGCUUCUGUUGCCGUUAGUAGCUGAUAUGAUGCAGGGUUGACUUAAAGUUUGACUUGCGGGUUUGACUCGAAUGAAGUUGGGUUCGAUUAUUUGAUGGGGCCGGGUUCAUUUGGAGUUUAGGUGUUGUUUACUUUGGAGGAGAUAAUGAAAAGGGGGUGAAAGUUGGGGCUUGUUGUGGAUAUAAAUGUAUGUUUUACUACCCUUUUUGCAUCUCUUUUUGUUUUUGUUUUUUGGUUUGUAUUAUGAGCCUUGGGAUUUGUUUGUAGUAUAAAAACCAGUUCAUAAGAGGAAAUGUUUCUUGGGAUUUCUACACAUAAUGUUAUUGAUGCAGAAAUUUAAUGCUUUUUUUUC